Molecule: messenger RNA, 481 nt
Organism: Ruditapes philippinarum (Manila clam)
Lineage: Eukaryota; Metazoa; Mollusca; Bivalvia; Venerida; Veneridae
Product: large ribosomal subunit protein eL30
Exons: 5
Coding region: 95-439 (114 amino acids)
Cellular component (GO): cytosolic large ribosomal subunit
Molecular function (GO): structural constituent of ribosome; RNA binding
Source: RefSeq, a predicted model, not a curated record
CGGAUCAUGUCGCUACUUUCUGUGGUCCAGUCUACGUUAACUUCCUUUACUUCCGGAACGUGGCCGUGAUUCAAGCAGUCCCUAACUUACAACAAUGGCACCAGCAAAGAAAACAAAAAAGAGUAUUGAGAAUAUCAAUUCUCGACUUGCCCUUGUGAUGAAGAGUGGCAAAUACUGUCUUGGAUACAAGCAAACACUCAAAACCUUGAGACAAGGAAAAGCUAAACUUGUUAUCAUUGCAAGCAACACACCACCACUUAGGAAAAGUGAGAUUGAAUACUAUGCUAUGUUAGCGAAGACUGGUGUCCAUCAUUACACUGGCAACAACAUAGAGCUGGGUACCGCUUGUGGUAAAUACUUCCGUGUGUGCACACUUAGCAUCACAGACCCAGGUGAUUCCGACAUCAUCAGAAGUAUGCCUUCAGAACAGGCUUCUUAAUUUCUUGUAUUUACAAUAAAUAAAGUUGGCUUGUUAAGUAAA